Messenger RNA from Megalops cyprinoides (Indo-Pacific tarpon), 1949 nucleotides. RefSeq names its product PTK6 protein tyrosine kinase 6b (gene ptk6b). The record is from RefSeq and is a predicted model, not a curated record. Gene Ontology annotation, molecular function: non-membrane spanning protein tyrosine kinase activity; ATP binding; signaling receptor binding. The transcript is spliced from 8 exons. Bases 83 to 1648 code for a protein of 521 amino acids. Gene Ontology annotation, biological process: cell differentiation; cell surface receptor protein tyrosine kinase signaling pathway; protein phosphorylation. Gene Ontology annotation, cellular component: extrinsic component of cytoplasmic side of plasma membrane. NCBI's taxonomy places the organism in Eukaryota, Metazoa, Chordata, Actinopteri, Elopiformes, Megalopidae.
UGAACAGGGAACAGGACAGGUGAGUCCCCGGUCUACGGCUUUGUAAGCGAGGCGCACUUGGAACUUCGAAAAGUUCUGUUCUAUGGGUGAAGCUUUAAGAGAUGCAUGCCCCUGCCUGGUGACGCUUUGCAGCAGGCUGUUUGGCAGGGCAAAAGACGACGUGGGUGACAAUGGGACCAACGAAAACGAUGACAGCAGCCAGACUGGGAGUUCUGGGAAGAGGAUUGAGGAGAGUAAUGUGGCGUCUAGUCCCCGGUACACAACUAGCCCUAAACCCAGUGCGCUGUUGCCUCCUCAAUCUGGGCAGAGCGCGAUAUACACGGCGGUGUGGUCAUUCGAAGCACGGGCAAAAGAGGAAUUAUCGUUUCAAGAAGGAGACCUUUUCAAGGUUAUCGACCGCUCGGGAGAGUGGUGGACAGCCUGUAAGGUAGACCGAAAUGGACAGACUCUGGCAGAAGGGAUUGUGCCCUACAAUUACUUGGCGAGGGGACAUUCAGACGAGGCGCAACCGUGGUACUUUGGGAAAAUGAAUCGGUUUGAAGCCUCAAGCCACCUCUUGGCCCCAGAGAACAGUGAAGGAGCAUUCCUGAUACGACUCAGUGAGAAAGACGAUGUGGGCUAUGUGUUAUCAGUUAAGUCUGAAAAUAGAGUGAAACACUUCAGAAUCCACAAGACAGAGGAAGAGUUCUACGUGGACCAGAGUAAAAGAUUCACCAGUCUGGUGGACCUGGUGGAGCACUUCAAGAUACACCCCUUAGCCUCUGUGGAGAGGUUAGGGGAGGCGUGUGCAAGGAAAGAGCCACAGCCUCAGGACCUCUCUCACUCCACAGUGGAUGAGUGGGAGCUUCCCAAAGAGGAGUUCACCCUGGGGGAGCAGUUGGGCAGUGGCUACUUCGCUGAUGUGCACAAAGGGAUGUGGAAGAACCAAAUCAACGUAGCCAUUAAGGUCCUGAAAAAUAAUGACUCUCUGAACCACAGGGAGUUCCUGCUGGAGACUCAGAUCCUGAAGAACCUGCGGCACAGACACCUGAUCACGCUCUUUGCUAUUUGCAGCUCCUCACCCCCCUACUACAUUGUCACUGAGCUCAUGGAAAAGGGCAACCUUCUCAGCUUCCUGCGAGGCCCAGAGGGGCAGAACCUGGAACUAAUCUGUCUGGCCGAGAUGGCUGGCCAUGUGGCUGAUGGGAUGGCCUACCUGGAAUCCCAAAAAAGCAUCCACAGGGACCUGGCAGCCCGGAAUGUUUUGGUCAGCGAGAACUACGUCUGCAAAGUGGCUGAUUUUGGACUGGCUCGAAUUAUAAAGGAGCCAUUUUACACAACUGACGACAGGAAGAUUCCAUACAAGUGGUCUGCCCCAGAGGCCAUCAGCCAUGGACGCUUCUCCAAUAAGUCAGACGUCUGGUCUUUCGGGGUUCUGCUCUACGAAAUCUUCACCUAUGGUGGAGCUCCUUAUCCAGCCUACAGCAACAGCGAGGUGUACAAGCUGAUCACAGCGGGCUACAGGAUGCCUGCUCCCCCUAAAUGCCCUGAGUACAUUUACGAGAUCAUGCUGUCCUGCUGGUGUGACGAUCCGGAUGAUCGCCCCGAUUUCAGCCUUCUCAAAUCGCAGCUAGAGAACAUCAACAGCUAUGAGCUGGAGUGGACCUGAAAAUGCCUGCAGAGACAGUUCAGGCCACAGGGAGGCAGCAGAGAAAACAGAAGGAUCUCCCUUUCAGGGAUUAGAAUGCCAUUGGUGGGUGGGUUUUCAUUUCCCACUUCAUUCCAUCUAACAUGGCACGAGGUAGAAUUAUGUCAUCAGUACGAACCAUUCUGCCUGAACCUCUGACCUCAACGCCAUAUCAUUCCCAUCAUCUGCUUAUUAUAAUGAUAGUUUGUGAGAAUACUGCCAGCAAUCAUGAAUGGAGCUCAUAGCCAUUUUACCUAUAUUAUGACACUUCUCUUCUUCCAAA